AACAAUCAUAUCAUAUCUGCACAUAAUAACACAGGCUUAGUCAAAGAAAAUAAAGAUGGGAAUGGUAGUGGUGAUAUCUCUUCCUUUUAUAUUCUUCUGCUUAGUUAUUGGUUUUGGUUGUUACUUCUUUGGAAGAGCUAGAGGAAGACGUGAUGUAUACACAAACCCUCAAGUUUAUGGUAUGCCAAUUCCACCACCAGGCACUGCUGCUGCAAAUAGUUCCUUCCCUUCAUCAUCUCCUCCACCACAAUAUUCCAAGCCAAACCUUGCUUCCAACGUUUGAGUUCAACUUCAACUCAUAAAUAAGUACAUGCAUAUAAUUUCCCAUAUUUUUCAUUCUGAGUCUUGAGGAUCCUUUCUCCUUUUUCUUUGGUUUGAUGUAAAUUCGCUGUUGUAUUAAGAGUUCAAUUAAGAUUCGUUAAUUUAAUUUUAUUCAUUUGUAGAGUUUAUUGUCGCUAUUGGCGAAGUUGAAGUUUAAUCCACCUCCGAAUUCAUGACAUGAUAUACAAUUACAACCCGUUCCUUUUUAA
This is a messenger RNA of Medicago truncatula (barrel medic), 530 nucleotides long. RefSeq lists its product as uncharacterized. The coding region runs from base 56 to 283 and encodes 75 amino acids. The transcript has a single exon. Lineage: Eukaryota; Viridiplantae; Streptophyta; Magnoliopsida; Fabales; Fabaceae. The record is from RefSeq and is a predicted model, not a curated record.